Messenger RNA from Esox lucius (northern pike), 4872 nucleotides. Its product is annotated as transmembrane protein 100. Lineage: Eukaryota; Metazoa; Chordata; Actinopteri; Esociformes; Esocidae. Bases 383 to 850 code for a protein of 155 amino acids. The transcript has 2 exons. The record is from RefSeq and is a predicted model, not a curated record. Gene Ontology annotation, biological process: cellular response to BMP stimulus.
CCCAAGACGAUGCAGACCCGAUCAUGGCGAAGAGCAGCAGCAUUCUAGACCUGAAUGCGCUCAUUUAGAACACCCGCUGGCUGCCUGGACAUCGUAUUACAAUAGAAUGAUGGAAAUAAACAGUUGAACAUCUAAUUCUGGAAUAAAUCUCCCUGCAUAUUAAGACGUUUCCAUACGCUGCUGUUGGUAUUAGUAAAAAAACAAAACAGUUAUUGGACAUAACGAACGGACGACGGACAACUUAAAAAGAUUGAGAUGAGAGUGAAUAGGCUGGCGGUUGCAUGCCGCUAGGCCUUCUCCGAAGAUGUAGUGGAGAACGUGACAGAAUGACAUCUCCAGAAUAUUGCCACACAGAUGAACAGGUUGACUACUGACAGUUAAGAUGGCCCACCUUUUCCUACCCAGCAAAGUCUUCAUUCCAGACGAGCCAACCAGCAAAAAUGCCAUAAAAGUUCCCAAAAGCGUUCUCAAAAUGCCCACUGCCAACUUGGAGAAAUCCAACAACAACAACACAGAGAAAGACCGUAGCAUCAUUGUGACGACAGGCCCAUUAAUAAAUGAGGGGCAGCUGAUGGCGGCGACCGGAGGGGCGGAGAUCUCAUGCUACCGAUGCACUGUGCCGUUUGGUGUGGUGGUGCUCAUCGCAGGGAUUGUGGUAACGACUGUGGCAUACACCUUCAACUCCCACGGCUCCACAAUUUCGGUACUGGGGCUGUUUCUGCUGUCGUCCGGUCUGGCCCUUCUGGGAUCCAGCGCUGUCUGCUGGAGAGUUCGGCUGGGGAGGAAGAAGGACCGGAGGAGGGAAAGCCAGACAGCACUUAUGGCCAACCAUGGACUCUGUGUGGCCUGAAGGGAAGAGAGGAAGUUUGAACGAUUUGAAGUCAUUGCCUGUGUGGCCUCAGUGGUGGAUUUGGUAAAUGUGAAGUUUGAACAAAGACGGUUGACUGGCAUGGUUGGUUAAAAAGGAAAACAGAUGCCUAUAGUUUAACAACAACUUGAGUGGCAAGACCUGCUGUAAGGAAGUGGAGAUCCUAUUAGGAGUUCUGGUGACUUGGUCUCCAUGUACAUUUGGAAACAUCAGGCCUGAUCAGAGACAUAACAGUGGUUUAUCUGAAUGGAGAGAAACUCCCAGAUUCUGCCUUGAUUUAUUUGUUCUCUCAUCUUGUCUUAUGCUGUCAUUGUCAAGUCAAACAUUGCUAAACAAACAUACCGGCUGUCACUUGUGUCUGUAGUUGAGUAGAACAGUAGAGGGUCCCAUCCAUCCAUGCUGGUCACACUGUUUAUUGUGUCUGUAGUAGAGUAGGACAGUAGAGGUUCCCAUCCAUCCAUGCUGGUCACACUGUUUAUUGUGUCUGUAGUAGAGUAGGACAGUAGAGGAUCCCAUCCAUCCAUGCUGGUCACACUGUCACUUGUGUCUGUAGUAGAGUAGGACAGUAGAAGGUCCCAUCCAUCCAUGCUGGUCACACUGUUUAUUGUGUCUGUAGUAGAGUAGGACAGUAGAGGAUCCCAUCCAUCCAUGCUGGUCACACUGUCACUUGUGUCUGUAGUAGAGUAGGACAGUAGAAGGUCCCAUCCAUCCAUGCUGGUCACACUGUUUAUUGUGUCUGUAGUAGAGUAGGACAGUAGAGGAUCCCAUCCAUCCAUGCUGGUCACACUGUCACUUGUGUCUGUAGUAGAGUAGGACAGUAGAAGGUCCCAUCCAUCCAUGCUGGUCACACUGUUUAUUGUGUCUGUAGUAGAGUAGGACAGUAGAGGGUCCCAUCCAUCCAUGCUGGUCACACUGUCACUUGUGUCUGUAGUAGAGUAGGACAGUUGAGGGUCCCAUCCAUCCAUGCUGGUCACACUGUAUAUUGUGUCUGUUGCUGCUCUGUUGAAGUUUCAAGUGAACAUUUAAUAGGUACAUUAAGGUAGGUUUUAGAUAAGUAGUUGACUAGUUGACCAAACAAAGUCAAGUUCCCUUAAAGUAUAAAACAAAUAGAAAAUAUUUUCCUAAUAAAGUCCCAGUAUAUCCCAAGUUUGAUGCGCAUGGUAGUAGCUUCUUUUUGAAACACGUGAUUUAAAAUAACAAUACAUUGUCUUGCAACGGCCAAGUGCACAAUAGUGAUUAAUUACAUUACACUGAUGUUGUGCUGAUGGUGUCUUGUCUUGUGAUGAUGUUGUGCUGAUAUUGUCUUGUUGUGUAAGAAUGUUCUGCUGAUCUUGUCUUGUCUUUUGAUGAUGUUAUGCUGAUGUUGUCUUGUCUCGUGCGGAUGUUGUGCUGAUGUGUUCUUGUCUUGUAAGGAUGUUGUGCUGAUGUGUUCUUGUCUUGUAAGGAUGUUGUUCUGAUGUUGUCUUGUCUUGUAAGGAUGUUGUCUUGUCUUGUAAGGAUGUUGUGCUGAUGUUGUCUUGUCUUGUAAGGAUGUUGAGCUGAUGUGUUCUUGUCUUGUAAGGAUAUUGUGAGGAUGUUGUCUUGUCUUGUAAGGAUGUUGUGCUGAUGUUGUCUUGUCUUGUAAGAAUGUUGUGAGGAUGUUGUCUUGUCUUGUAAGGAUGUUGCGCUGAUGUUGUCUUGUCUUGUAAGGAUGUUGUUCUGAUGUUGUCUUGUCUUGUAAGGAUGUUGUCUUGUCUUGUAAGGAUGUUGUGCUGAUGUUGUCUUGUCUUGUAAGGAUGUUGAGCUGAUGUGUUCUUGUCUUGUAAGGAUAUUGUGAGGAUGUUGUCUUGUCUUGUAAGGAUGUUGUGCUGAUGUUGUCUUGUCUUGUAAGAAUGUUGUGAGGAUGUUGUCUUGUCUUGUAAGGAUGUUGUGCUGAUGUUGUCUUGUCUUGUAAGGAUGUUGAGCUGAUGUGUUCUUGUCUUGUAAGGAUGUUGUGAGGAUGUUGUCUUGUCUUGUAAGGAUGUUGUGCUGAUGUUGUCUUGUCUUGUAAGGAUGUUGAGCUGAUGUGUUCUUGUCUUGUAAGGAUGUUGAGCUGAUGUGUUCUUGUCUUGUAAGGAUGUUGUGCUGAUGUUCUGACAUUCUGCUCAAUGGGAAGUUGCUAGUCCAGUAUCACUCAAAACCAGAGCUGUGAUGAGUUGUGAUUUGACAUGUAGCUUGGUUGCACUCUGUUUCAGUUGUAUUUUCCUGAUAUUUAUGACAUACAGUAUUUAUUGUCAUAUAUGGACAGGUGACAAAUUAAAGGAAAUCCCAACAUGAAAAGUCUCAGUAAGGUGUUGGUCCAUGAGCCACCAGAACAGAUUCAAUAUGUCUUGGCAUAGAUUCUACUAGUCUCUGGAUCUCUACUGGAGGAAUGGAACACCAUUAAUCCAAAUACGUUUUUUGAUGAUGGUUGGGGAGAGAGCUGUCUAAAACUUACAUCCUAUCCUCUUGCCAUCUUGAUCCAAAAUAAAGGUCAACUGGGCCUGCUCAACAUUUUAUCACAUGCCACAUGGCAUGACUGGAUGUAAUUGCUUAAUUUGUAUCAUGCAGUACACCUGUAUGGAAGCAUCUGCAUUCUUUAUGUUCCUCCACUCAGUUAUUCAUUUUGUCACCCAUCUAAAACUGAAUAAAAUAUUAAUAAAAGGUAAUCUGUUAUACUUUCAUUCUAUAUAAAUUAUUAAACAGCUAUUGAUAUAUAAAACUGUUUUAGUUGCUUUGGUGAAAUUAUCAAUAUUAUGUUGUGGUUUUUAAAAACUCUUAGUACAAAACUCCAAACUGAUCAUAAGUAAUUUCCAUGAUUGCUAUCCUAUAAUCAAAAGUGUGAUCAAUGAAGACAUCUUCUAUAAUCAUGGAUCACUAUGAAUAUCUUAAUUUUUCAUGUACUGCGGUAAGAAUCUUUCGGCUUGGCAAAUCCAACCCUAACAUUGGUCACCAGUGAUGUCAUGACAUGGCUUAUCCAUGAGCUGGAGGAGGGUGACAUGCUCAUAGCAAUGGCAGUCAUAGACCUUCCACCUCCAUUAUGAAAAGGAGAUUAUGGGGCAGGUCUAGGCUCAGGAAUCAAGGAUUGGCCCAAAACCAUUCCUGAAUCACCUUUGAAUGAGUUGUGGAGCCCCAACAUUGUGAGACCCAUGAAGGGGCUUGUAUCACACCAUCCCAUCUUUGGAUAUGACUACACACACGGAUGUGUUUCACCCACGUCGUCCAAGCAAGAAAGAAAGACAGUUGCUUAUUGGCCAAUGAUAUUGCACCAACAUUGUCGACAUUUGUCCUGGUAGAAGCCUGCUUUUCAACAAACAUGUACUUGUGAUGGUUCACAGCUGCUCAGUUUGUAGUUUAGAUCCUGUUCAGGGGCUCUCUGGUUUAAUCCUCUGCCUUGAUGACUAUUAUAUUGCAUGUUGAAAGACAUUGACAGUGUUUAUAUGGUUUAUAUGGUUAUAUGGUUACCAGUUGUGGUUACUACUAUGGAUGGCAGUCAUGUCGUUGACAGUAUGGUGUUGUACAUAGGCAAUCCAGUGGUCUUUUAUGGUCCACAAUACCAACACCAAGGUUGUGGGUCAAAAUACAAAUCUAUGGUUUUGGGAUGAUGACUCUGUACUUUUCAAUCAGGAAGUAGUAGGCAAAACAAUGUAAAAUGCAUACUAUUUAUUCACCAAAAUAAUUGAAUGAUGAUCAAUUAGGAACAAUGAGCAUAGUGAUAUUAAAAGGUAUUUUAACAAUAGAGAAGAAAGUCUUAUCAAAAGUUAUGCAUGUACAAAUAUAAUGUAUUUCAAUGUGAAAAACAUCUUUUUAGAUGACACACUGAUGUUUGUUGUUCUCAAUUUCAAUGUUAAAUAUACUUAGAACUGAAAAAAUCGUAUUUUUUGAUGAUCUUUUUUUAAAGUUUUUAUUAUGAGUGUGAAAUAUUACCACAUACUUGUGUGAAUGUUCCAAAGCAACAAUAAACUGUAAUAACACUAAAAUGUAAAUGCUAAAUGGAUUUGCCAAUA